AGAAAAUAUCUUCACGCAUAAAAUGCAUUUCAACUCGCUCUUUUCACUCGACACGGUCGGUGAAGGUUUCGUUGAGCCAAAUGAAGAGUCGGAUGAGGAUACUUCGAGCAUAAACAUCAAAAACGCCGACGCUGCGGACAGCAACGCUGACCAUAAACUCGAUUGGAUCAAAAUAUCGUCAGCAUCGCAAAUCAGGGACCUGCAUAACGUCAGACACAAGUUAUCUCCCGAGGACAUUGAGAAUUAUCGCAAAUUAACGCUGGAAAUACGAAAGUUUCUCUACAAUUCAAUGGUAGGCGAAGAUUUCUGUGUAUCCUGUGAGACACACGCAGGAAUUGAUGAAAACGAGGCCAUUGAAGUUGAGGAGGAGCGGAACGAAUCCCAAAAUGCGGAGAAGAAUGCCGCCGGGUCGGCCGGAAAAGGUCUAGAAGCCAGGGUCACGUCCAACGUUUCCUCCAUGGAGAUCAUUUCAGACGAUGACGACGAGGUGAUAUCAAACAUCUCAGAUUCUGACUCUUCCAAGGCAGAUUCGCUCGAAUCCCUGGAGAACAAGGAAGUUGUAAAGGUGGAGGAUGUCCCCAAUGAUCCAUCGUAUAUCUUUUUGUGCAUCUCCCCCGCCAAGUUAAAUCGCAUAGUAAAGGACAUGGCACACGUACAAAUGCGUACCUUCUUUGCUUCCUUUCCACGGUCCUUUAAAAUCUCUACUGGCAACGUUGGCUCGGACGUACUAACCAUGGGCAAUCGCUACUAUCUCUCAACUGGAAACAACACUAGUCUCAACGAUACAGCAUCAGCGUUGACCCCGGAAACGUGCGGUCAUUCUCUCUACCUCUCGCAUCUCUACCAGCGUCAACGCACAGUUUGUUACUUUUGCGGUUUGCUACAUUGCGCGAGGAGCGCCUCUAGCAAGAAUCCAUGCAGUUUUCAGAGGUGUCCAAAGUGCAUGCUAUCUCACAAGUGGAGCAAAAAUUUGUGCAGAGAAAAUGGUUCCGCACUUCACCGUGCAUUGGAUGAAAACAACUGGAGAAAAAAGAGAAGAAACGUUUGGAGUUCACAGCCCAAACGCAUAAAAAUGAUGUGCCCGUGUUUCUUUUGUGCAAACGGAGGAGAGGCAAACUUUAAAUGUCAAGGUCUAUCUUGCAAGGCGGGUGAGAGCACGCUCUGGAGGAGGUGCAUUGAACUUUUGGGGACGAGGGAACUAGAAUAUGAAAAGAGAAAAAAGCCACAAUUGUUCCUACACCUCAAAAAGAAGGAUUUUGUAUUCAAUUGA
Messenger RNA from Theileria equi strain WA, 1270 nucleotides. RefSeq lists its product as hypothetical. The record is from RefSeq and is a predicted model, not a curated record. The transcript has a single exon. Lineage: Eukaryota; Apicomplexa; Aconoidasida; Piroplasmida; Theileriidae. The coding region runs from base 23 to 1270 and encodes 415 amino acids.